Molecule: messenger RNA, 5252 nt
Organism: Homarus americanus (American lobster)
Lineage: Eukaryota; Metazoa; Arthropoda; Malacostraca; Decapoda; Nephropidae
Gene: centrocortin
Exons: 10
Coding region: 944-3613 (889 amino acids)
Source: RefSeq, a predicted model, not a curated record
AGCGCCUUGAGAAGCCGACCUGGCGCGCGGAGCUCAGUAACAGACCUACCGUCACAGACGACGGACGCGUGUGUAGCAACCGCUCCUCAGAUAUUAUGAGAAAAAUUGUGUUGGUGAUUGUGUUCAAUGAGACGAGGAUGGCAGAGCGAGGUGUUACAGGCCUGUUAGUCGUGUGAGUUUGUGGCACACUGUUGUUUACGGUCACUCACCUGGUGCCUCGUGUCAGGGGUCACCACGUGCUGAGGUUACCACGUGGUUUGUGACGUCACGACACGUCUUUUGGCCACCCUCAAGCGUUACGUCACCAAGAACCAGGAAAUAAAUAAAAUAAAAACAGAACUUAAAAUCAGUGACUAGCAAAGUGUUAUUUCAGAAACUUGAAGCCACAAUUUCCCAGCAAGAUUAAUCUGAACAUAAGAGACACACACAAGACACGUGAGAAAUACAUAGAUGUUGAGACUUUCUUUCCUCAACUAUACCUGACGAGGGAAGAUAGUGUUGUAAUCUGGAGUGAGAGAGAAGGAAGAAAAUAGCGUGACUCUCAACUCCUGAUAGAUUGAGACAUUUACAACAACUGUGGAAAAAAGACGAUUCUGUAUGUGUGUUGAUAUCGGUCACUCCCUCACAUUUUGACUUUCAUUCCAUUCUGAAAUUCAACUCUUCCGCCACACGCCCUCAGGCUGUCUUAAGCCCCGCAGGGAGAUUAUCUGUGUGUGUGUAAGUUUAAAAUCUCGCUACAUCACCACCACCCACCCACCUCUCCGUCAUUCAGGGAGAGGAAACAGGUGAGGUGAGACAGAAGCGCUUCAGACGGUUAUCCAGCAAGUUAGCCGUCCAGAACACCGCGUGAUACACCCAUCUGUCACCCACCGAGGAGAGAGACGACCUUAGUGAUCCAGUCAAGUCAGUCAGUAGUUCAGAACGUCGCCGCGGCAGUAGAGUCAUGGAGUGGCGCCUGACUACGGUGGGAACGGGGCGGACCUGGAACUCAACUGCGGAAUUCCUGCGUGCCCGAGAGUACAAGUUGCCCCACACGGACUCUGGUCAGAAUUCCCUCGAGUACUGGGACUAUUCCGUCGAGUUGGAGAUGCUGAAGGGACCUGAAGACCUACAGCUGGCGGCAGAGCUAGGCAAGACCCUGCUCGAGAGGAACCGGGAGUUGGAGGCUAACAUCAAGCACCAGCACGCUAUCAUCGAGGACCAGCUUCAAGAGAUAGAGUACCUGAGCAAGCAGACGGCUGCCCUGAGGGAGGUGAAUGACUCGAGGCUUCGCAUCUAUGAGCAGCUGGAGAUCUCCAUACAGGAACUGGAGAAGAACAACCAGAGGCUCUCUGCUGAAGGCGCCUCAGAUAAACGCAAAAUAAAGAGUUUGUGCGGUAACUUAGAGUCUCUGGAGGGCCGCUGUGAUGAGUUGCAGAAGAACCUGGAGGAGGCACGUGCAGGGGCACAGCAGCAGCGGGGCAGGAACAAGCGACGCUCCAUCAUCCUUGAGGAACAAAGUAUCCGUCGUUCCCACUCGUGCGAGAAUACCAUACCGGAGGAGGAUCAGGAUUUUGAAAGUCAGAACUCGGAAGAACGAGCGACUGAGGAACAAGAAACCCGAACAAGGAUAGAAGAGCUGCAGGAGAGGCUAAAAGCAUCCCAGCAUGAACUAGAUGGAGAAGUGCGAAAGAGAGAGGAGUUGGAGAUUCAACUUGCCUGUACAUCUCAAGAGAAUAAUGUACUUCAAGAACAGCUGGCAGUGUUGCGUGAGAAGGAAGUUACAGUGCGAACCUUUGAUGAAGAGUUGGCCUCUCUUGAUGAUGCCUCUUCUGGAAGACUCUGCCGCAAGUGUCUUGGUCAAGUUGAUGAGCUGGCAAGCAACCCAACCCUGUAUGACCUCCACGACAGCAUCGAGGAUACUGAUGCUUCCAUUGAAAGUAUCCAUGGAGAGUGUGCUCUCAUCAGAUUGAAGAAUGGAGGUUAUGCUUGGGGCAGUCAGGAAUCUUUGGCAUCAAUUGGCCAAGUGGUGAGCCGUGUAGGGUCUGGUGGGACGUCCCCUGGCACAGAAGCAGAUGCACCACACAACUCCUUACUGUCAGAACUUGACACUUCUUACCGCAUCUUAAUUGAGAAGUAUGAGGCUCUUUUGGAAGCACGUGAACAACAGCAACACCAUCAGCAGCCCACACAAGAUUCAGAGCUAAGUCAUGAAGGUCUGGUGCAUCCAGGGGUGGAUGAUAUGUCAGGUCCAAUGAGCUUGGUGAUGACAGAUGCCAUGCAUGGCACUACCAUCACUAUGAAGUGCCAACGUUGUCAUACCUGCACUUGUGACCUUAAGCCUUCUGUUGGUCGCCCUAAGAGUAAUAUGGAAGAAUUCUCAGAAGUGGAGACAUCAUCUUCUGGCUUCUCAGAUGGAGAGAGUAGGCUGAGUAAUAAGUCGACACAGACUGGAGAAGAGACGCCUUAUCGUGAAAUAUUUGAUGACUUGACACCAACACCAACUUUAUCUUCCAAGUGCUUAGACCUGAGCUCUCCUGUCAAUCCUUGUGAUAGACGAUUCCAGACAGCUCCUGAGUAUAAAAAACUAUUCCAGGAGAUCUUCACAGUCUUGAAGAAAACUGUGGAUGAAAAAGAUACUCAAACUCAAACCUCUAAGACAUCCAAGACUCCCCAGGCACAAGAAACCACCACAGAAAAAACUUUUGUCAGCAACAAGACCACCCCAGUCAAGACUGAGGAGUGCAAUACUCCUGCAAAUGCAGUGGAACUUAAGGUUUCCCCAGCAAACACUGAGGAAGACAAGUCUUCAUCCCCAGAAAGUUGUAAUCCUACUCAUGUUCAGGUCUCCAUCGAGUCUAAAAUUGUAACUAUUGAAGAGAGAGAGAUUGUUACUAUUACUAAAGAAUUUAUCCAAUCUCCGUCAUCACGAAUGACCGAGAUUAAAACUCCUAUCACACCCUCAACAGAGGAUUCAGAUGUACAGGAAAAGAAAGAUUACCAGACUACACCAGAGGAUCAGCUCAUUACACACAAACCUCCCCGACCUGAUACCCUUGAUCUGGGUAGUGACUCAAGACCAUCCAGCAGACAGAAGCGCCGCCGCCGUCACCAUCGCAUCCGCUUAGACUCUUACCAGCAACAACCGUUUCAGGGACAAUAUCAGUACACUCAUGGAAACCAGAAUUUGAAUAUGUCCCAGCAGCUUGCACAGUCCAGUCACAGACAUCAUAGAAGGGAACGAGACCCUCAUCAGGUCCAUCUUCAGAGACAACAACCCGACGACUUCCCUACUCUGCACAUACAGCCAGACGGAGAGGUCAGCAAUACUCGAAUUGUCUAUAAUUCUAGCCGUGGGCGCUGUGAACACCAUAGAUCACGCAAGCACCGAGAUCGUAGUAAUAACAGCCAGCACCACAGGAAUCCGCAUCCGGACAAUGCUGACCAAAGACAACGUUCCCAAAAUGAAAAUCACAAACAGCAAUCUGCAGAUUCGGAAUCAAGAGUAAAACCAACUACCCCCAAGAUCAACUACCCGUCCGUUGAAGUUGCCAAGCUAAGAAAGCUUGAGAUGACAUAUGCAGAAGCUCUGAAACACUCCUUAAGCAGAUCUUACUACAAUCGUAGGUACUGAAGAGGCUCAGGUAUACAAGAGGAAGUAAAUAAGAGUUCAGAUGAGUGCCAGAGAAAACAUUCAAUGAUUAAUCAAAUAACUAGAGGCACUAAAUAUAAUAUUAGGAAAUGGAUAGUGUGGCAAGAAGUUUACAUUUGUUUUGUUCUAUGUCUUCUAUUCAUUAUACUGUAUUGUGUUUUGUAAAUAUAAUUGUAUAUACAUAGGUACACUCAAGUCAUUGUAAAAUAUUAUUUCUUUGGGUAUAUAUUUAUUUCUCUUAGUGUGCCAAGUAGCAUUUAGUAGCUUGUAGUUUCCUGUGUUCAUGACACACUUUGUUAAUAUUAUAUUGUUAAAGAUGCCACACUUUGUAUAUCUGAGACAUCUUCAUCUAGUUCCAGUUUGCUUAUACUGGUUGUGCAUUUUGACUUCAGAACCUAACUUGGAAUUUGCCAUGGUAACUUCAUUUAAGUGCAGUAUAAUAAUUGAUUCACUAUUUUGGCCUCUUCAUGUUUGAGUAACCCAAUUCAUGUGCCAAAGAGCAGGCUAAUUUGUAAAUGCCCACAAGAAAGUCACAUACAAUCAUUUAUAUUGUAUAUACAGUAUAUCUGGAUCCAGAUUUCAAGUAAAAUACUUCCCUAAAGACAUUACUCUUCCUUGCAAUUGUAAUAUUCUGAGGAAUUUUUUUUAUCACCUCUUAUACUUAAUGGUUGUCUUAUUCAUUUCUAGUCUAAUCUGAUAUUUGUAGUAGAUAUCUGUGUUGAGAGUUUAUGGUCACACAAUUGACACUUAGCAUUUGAAAAAGAUUUGUAUUUCAUGUACAUUAUGUAAUUCAUAAGUUUGUCAAGGGCAAUAUUUCUGCAUUCCAAUCAAUAAUCUUUCUUUGACAAUUAUAAUUAUUAUUUUCUAACAAAUUCUUUCUUGAACAGGAACAUCAUAAUUACAGAGUUGGUUUUCAUUGUAGAAAAAUUAAUUGAUACAGUAAUUAUUAUGUUGUUUAUAGCGGGUUUGUUUAUCUUUGGUUGGAGGAAGCGUUGCGUUGGAGCUAUGAAGAACAGCUGAUGCUAUACCCAUUGUUAAGGUCCGCAGAUAAUAGUUGCUUAGCCAGUUUUCAUGUUUAAUAGCAUUUACUGAUAUUCAAUAGUUAAGCAUUUGUAUAUAUAAAUGCAAAUAAUAUAGUAAGCAAAGUAAGAAAAUAUAAAUGUGAUUGUGGAAACUGAUUAUAUGAUGCUAUGUAGAUUGUAAAAGAAGCUAAUGGAAAUGUUGAUAACCAAAAUAUGUCUACUUGUGAAAAUGUUGUAAAAUUUGAUCUUGUGUUUAAAAGUGUAAUCUUGUGAUUGGAAAAUCAUCCCAAAAAAUACGUGCUGUGAUUAUGUGCUCGAAAAUCCAUGGAGUACUGUUGACCCAUAUACUGUAUCAGGAAAAGCUUCUAUAUAGUCAAGUCCAGAGGAAAUACAGUACAAUUGUACCUUCUUCUCGGCCAAGGCUCAACAAAAUUCUACAUAACAUGUUGAGUACUAUGAGUGCCCAACCAUUUCUUCUUUACAUUUGUACAACCACUGUACAGUAGUUGUGUCCUAGCUUGCCUUGGGUUAUCAGUGCAGGUAGCUUGUAAUGUAAGCUUAAAUGCUGGACCAGGAAAUAUUAAACUAUGUGAUGGAAA